Podarcis lilfordi (Lilford's wall lizard) is the source of this 28779-nucleotide messenger RNA. The record is from the annotation of a GenBank genome assembly. NCBI's taxonomy places the organism in Eukaryota, Metazoa, Chordata, Lepidosauria, Squamata, Lacertidae.
CCAAGACUUUGGAACACUCCUCAGAUAUAACUCACAGUCUUCCUUGCCACUGGCAGCUGACCAUCCAGAAGUAAGCAGUAGCCACAGCAUUAACUAAGCGUCUAGGCAUAAGUUUUCCAAGCAUGGCUGAAGGCAAGACUUGCAAAGUCCGGGUGACUUUUGCUAUUAUUUUGAUAGGCGUCGCUUUAAUGUUUACAGCCGUGGUGACAGAUCACUGGGCUGUCCUGAGUCCUAAGGUGGAGGAGUACAAUGCUACUUGCGAGGCGGCUCACUUUGGACUAUGGCGGAUCUGUACAAAGCGGAUCUUCAUGAAAGAAAAUGAGACGGACAAGGAGAAGGGUUGUGGGCCAAUAAGCCUGCCAGGAGGUAUGUGUCUCUGUUCACUAAAUAACCACCUUGACAAAGCAUUGUAGACUACUGUAUAUUACAACAUCGAACCAGAUACGUUUUAGAAAGUUAAACAGCGUUCUGGGGAAAUGGAAUCAGAACCACCUCUUUUCUUUCCAAAUUAGCCCAGUCGUUUUCUUCAUGCUUCCUUGAAAUUCAGUCUGUUGCUUUGGCAUAUAUUGUAUAAAUCCUCACUCCCAUGCUCAUCAACUAGCCUUUAUUUUUGUAAACCAUUUUGAGGUUAUUUACAAUCUAGCGGUGUAUAAAUUUUAUUAAACAAACAAACAAACAAAUUGCAGGGGAGGCAGAAGAUGAGAGAUAUUUUCUCCUGGUUCUUUAUGAGUUCAGUGAAUCUAGUCUUACAGAGCUGGCAUAAAUCCUUAUUCAAGAGAUUAUAACAAGGGCUUGGUCUCCAUAAAAACUCCAGUAUAUCAAACCCAGCACGGGAGUCGAAGAACGAUGUCAAAGGUACAAAGUUAACCUAUACUUAGAAGUUAACAUCAAUAAGUUUGAUUACAUAGCAGGAAAACACAGGACCAUAAGCCAUGGAUCAUUUCACUGCAGGAUAACCAUUCAAUUUAACAAGCAAAACUUAACCGCAUCGCUGGAAAUAACUGCAGUGAACUCCAUACAUGCUUCUGAAUGCAUGAUAGUAGAGAGCAUCAUGGAUGCAAAACAUAAACAGUAGUAUAGCCAUCAACUUUUAGUGAUGAUUUUAAUGUUUUGAAUUUUUUGGAAACCGCUUAGAGGUUUUAGAACCAGCAAGUGGUAUACACAUUUUGUUAAAGAAAUAAAAAGUUCAUAUAUUGCUACUCUUGACUUGCCUUCUCAAGACGGACAACAAGCUUGGUCAAUGCAUUCAUGUGGAAGGGGAAAUUGCGGAAGCAGGCUCUUCUCCCUGCUCCCACAUGCAUUUGUCCAUGUUCUGAAUAGUUUCUACAUAUGUUCAGUGGUUACGUGCAUAGAAAUGUUGUGUGGUCAUAUGUAGAAGCUGGUGUCUGCAUUCCUUUGUUGUGUGGGUUCUGUCUGAAUCUUUUAUGUUUGGCUUAUGUAAAGGAUAGAGCCGUUUCAUAUAGGUUUCAAGGCUGGCAUUGGACCCUUUACUGAAUGUCUUUUGUUGAAAGAUAACACGGGCAUGCAGUCCUGUUAGUUCUCCUGGAGCUCUCAGUUGCUUUUAACAUCAUCUGCCCUAGUAUCCCCUUCUGGAGAGGGGUGGAAGGGACUGCUUGAAAGUGAUUCCACUCCUACUCAGGUAGCCAUUUUCCAGAAGAUGAUCCUGGGAGAUCACUGCUCAACUCUUUCGCAGUUGCUACGUCCUAUUCUUUCUUUUUAACAUCUAUAUGCAACCAGAGGGAGAAGUCAUCCAGAGUCUUAGCCUAGAUGUCACCAGUGCGUGGAGGUCACCCAUUCUUAUCUCUUUUUCACAAGGUAUGGCUGUGCAUGAGUGUGGUAAUGGACUGGAUGAGGACCAACAAACCAAGACUCAAUCCAGGUUGAUGCUUUACCCACCCAGGUGAACAAUGUUCAGCCUCUUCUAGAUGGGAGUUGUGCUUCCUCUAAAGAAGGGUUUCCUAAACUUGGGUCUCCAGCGGUUCUUGGACUACAGCUUCCAUCUUCCCUAGCUAGCAGGACCAGUGGUCAGGGAUGAUGGGAACUGUAGUCCAAAAACCGCUGAAGAUCCAUGUUUGGGAAACCCAGCUCUAAAGCACAGGUAGGGAACCUCCACUCCACAGUCCAAACUUGGUCCACCAAUUUUGCUUCUGAGGCCAUUUUCUCCAAACUAUGUCCACCUAUUCCACCCCUGACAUCGUAUGUUGGGCAGGUAGAUAUGGAGUCCCCAAAGAAAGCUGGAUUGGACAUCAGCUGCAAACUUUGACAGGCCAAUCACCUGACAUCAUUAUGACAUCAAGGUGCUGCCCACAUGUCAAAUUUGGCCCAUGAGGUGGGGUGCGGAGAUAAAUAUCUAGCUCACUGGGCCAAAAGUGUUCCCCACUCUUGCCAUUAAUAGUUUGAUACCAGGUUACCUGAAAGACCUCCUUCUCCUGUAGGUAGAAGUUUAAAUAUCCUCUUUGAAAGCCCUGCUCUGGGUGUCCUCACUGAAUUAAGUCCUCACUUAAUUAAUUAAGUGGUUUUGUUGGUUAUUGUUGGAACAGCCUUGCCAGGGAAGCUCACCUAGCCAUACUUCAGUGGUCUUUUCAGCAACUUCCUAGUCACCCACACAUUGUAAAUAACUUGCAACCUCUGCUUUUGCUUUUAAAUUAUGGGGUUAUGGUGAAUUCCAUCUUGUUGCGUUUAUGUACCCCCUCGCCAUUCUAAAAGUUUUAUGUUUUACUUUACUUUUUUAUUAUUAUUCAUUGUAAGUCACCCAGAGAACUGGGCAACAUACAAAUGCCAUUGAUAAAUAAGGCUUCCACUCCCUUUGUGCCUUUGUGAAUUCAUUUUCUCAAUUCGCUGUCUGGAAGGAAUGAAGGGCUCUCUAAUGUUCAGCUGCAUCUGAGCAGCAGUGUCAAAGCAGAAUGAAUAUAGAUGCUAUGGUUUCUGGAAACAGGGGCCAAGGAAGCAUUGCCCCUGUGGCAGUCUGUGCAUGAUGGGAAACGAUACCAUGCUAUGGGAAAAUAUUGUGAAAAGAGAAGCCUAGAGAUUUGGGAGUGCAUCAGGAAGUGGGAUUUUCAAGCACUGGGCAAAGCAAUGGCAUGCAAGGAAAAGCUUCCUUUUCCUUUCAUGGAAGUGUAGGAAAGAUUAUUUCAGCAGGUGUGUGUAUCUUUUACCCAUGCAUCACAAGCUGCUACACCUGCCAAGACUCCCUCUCCUACACAACUAUAAAAGGUGCCAAAGCUCUGUCUUCCUUCUGCAUCAGGGAUUGUAAAGUGUUUUGCUCAGGGCCAUGACAACGUAGAUGCAGGCCUUUACUUAGCCUCUUGAAAGCUGGAACAUGUGAUCCAAUGCUCCUUUUGAAACUGAACAGCACCUUGCGGAGAUAGCUGUGACAAAAACAAGAAGCAAAACUCUGGCAGGGAUCGCCACGCUGCUCCCUCUGCCCUGCCUGCCUGCCUUCCUUCUUUGGAGCCCAGCCAUAGACAUUGAUAUGUUAGCCUUUCAGUAAAAUACCAUAUUUUUUGCUCUAUAAGACUCACUUUUUCCCUCCUAAAAAGUAAGGCGAAAUGUGUGUGCGUCUUAUGGGGCGAAUGCAGGCUGCGCAGCUAUCCCAGAAGCCAGAACAGCAAGAGGGAUUGCUGCUUUCACUGCGCAGCUCUUGCUGUUUUGGCUUCUGAGAUUCAGAAUAUAUUUUUCUUGUUUUCCUCCUCCUCCAAAAACUAGGCGCGUCUUGUAGUCUGGUGCAUAUUAUAGAGCAAAAAAUACGGUAACCAUCAUUACACAGAGUACCUAUCAUCUUGUUUCGUUCAGUAAUUCUGACCACGGUUUGCAUUGCCUUGGGAGGCAGGUAACGCACAUCCUAUCAAUGCAAGAUGUUUAUAAUUCUGGCAAAAUGUAUAGAUCCAAGGCACACUCUCCUUUGAAAUGUUGUGGCAUUCAUCAUAUGAAAUUUAUUGGUGGGUUUAUUAUUUAUUGCUUUUUAUAACCUGCUUUCGUGAAAGGGCCCCAAGAAACAACCAUUUUGCGUGCAUUCAAAGCACGCGUGUCUGUGCAUGCGCAGGCUGUUUUCAGAAAUGGAAGAGGGCGGAACAGGCAUGGAACAGGGCAGGGCGCAGUGGGCUUAUGGGCGCUCUGCCAACACACGCAAUGACCCAGAACGCAACCCCUGUGCAAAUCGAGGGUUGCCUGUCCAUAUAACAUUAAAACAAUAGCUAACAAUAUCCUUGAAGGCUAAAACAUGUAAAACACAACCCAUAUAUCUCAAUAGCAGUCGAGAUGGCUGCAGGUAAGCAAGCAAAACAAGCCCUACCAUUUCAACACCAAACCUCGGCCCUCCCAAAAGCCUGCUAAGAGAUGCAUUUUAAUUAGUCAACAAAAUGCCAUUAAUGUUGCUGAAUGAUUCACCUGAGACGCAAGGUAAUGCUACAGGCAAGGGGCCACCACAGAGAAGGCCCUAUCACGCCCCCUAGUCCUUACUCACUAGCAGGGUGAGGUCAUCUGCUGAUCUUAAUGCCUGGGCGGGUUGAUUCAGGGGGAGGCAUUCAUUCAAGUAUUUUGGACCAAGUAAGUCAUCAUACUUACAUUGAACCAGACCCAGAAAGUAAUUGCCAACUGGCACAAUUCCUUUAAAACAGACUUCUCUUUCCCUACUAGUGCAGGCAUAGUCAGCUGAUUCAAAACUUCCGGCUCAACUUUCUGCUCCAUCAAUUGACACACCCUCCUUCCCAGCUUAUAGCUGAUGCCUUUUAUGGUUUUUCUUGCCAGGUUUAGAACUGGUCUGGGUGUUGUUGUUUUUUAUUAUUACUACCGUUACCACCACGGACCCAGCAUCUGACUCAGGCUCCAGUCCUGUGGUGUGAUUUCUGAAACCUAGAAAUUUGUGCCUGAGACUGAGCUAGAGAUGCUGGCUUAAGGGAAUAUCCCACAGCACCUCUUCCUUCUUCUAUCGAACUUACGGAGACUACAGCUGGCCUCCAGGAACAAAAGUUCCUACACAGAAAUUGACUAAUCCAUUAUUUGCUUAGAAUCUGAAGGAGACGGCAGCACCUUACAUGCCAGAAGAAAAAGGGACAGUCAAACAAAACAGCCCCUUGCAAGUUGCCCGUGUUACCCACUGGCCUGCCAACCAUGCUAAUUCAUAGCACUCAUCAACAUGUACAGAGUGGAGGAUUAAAUAUCACACACCCUAAGAGUGCUCCUUUAUAAACUAGAUCCCGCCUUCAUACUAUUCUGGAACACUACAGUCGCAUGGUAUUGUAUAGCAAUGCAAUGAUUUUUUAAAAAAGUUAUUGUUACUAUUUUACAGCUACAAAUAUUCAACACGGCCUAGGACCCUCAUACCUGGUAUGCCCCGCGGAUGACCUUAAGGUCCACAAAUAACAACACUUUGGAGGUCCCGAGCCACAAAGUGGUUAGAUUGGUCUCAACUAGGGCCAGGGCCUUUUCAGUACUGGCCCCAACUUGGUGGAAUGCUCUGUCACAAGGGACUAUGGCUCUGCAGGACUUGACAUCUUUCCGCAGGGCCUGCAAGACAGAGCUGGUCCGCCUGGCCUUUGGUUUGGACUCAGUCUGACCCUUAUGUUUCCCUCCCCUUAUGGUUUUGAUUUAUGGGCUACUAUUAAAAUGAGGCUGCAUUUUAAAUUGUAUUUUAACCUGUAUUUUAAUAAACUGGUUGUUUGUUAGUUUGUUUGUGUCCCCCCCCCCCAUUAUGCUUUAUUGUAACUUUAUUGGUGUUAGCCGCCCCGAGCCCGGCUCUGGCCAGGGACGGCGGGGUAUAAAUAAAAAUUAUUAUUAUUAUUAACACAAAUUCCAGACACCAAGAUCUUCAUAGAUGAGGCGGAAUCUCACAGGGCGGGUGCCCCGCCUACUCCUGCCACAAGAGAAAGAGAAGCCGUAGCAGCGGCUUGUGGCGAGAGCUCACAAGUGCUCUGAAAGAUCUCACUGGAAGCCGCUGCUUCUGCACGACCACAGUUAGCAAGGCUUAGGCAGGGGGGCAGUGCCACAGGGGUCGGGGCAGAGGGGUGGAGGCAGGGGCAGCACAUUCCUGUUCUGCCUCUGGUGAAGUGGGAUGGGCCACACCCAAUAUAAGAACACAGCAGUUCCUUUCAGACUAUUUCGAUUGUUAGUUCCACGGAAGGGGAAAGAGAGCUGCAGUAAAACAUAUUUUGUCAAAGCUGAGCACGUUACUGAAGCUGGCAUUGCAUUACGAAAUAAAUCAAAGUAGAGACAACUGUUUCAUUAGGAUCUAAUAACCUAGCAACAACAAGCACAAAACACACAACCUUGUUUCAAACAACCAACCUUUCGCCUGGAAUUAUGUGGCCUAUCUAAUGUGACCAGGGACUGGUAGGAACUUUUAAAAAAAACUAAAAAAAAAACUGUUAAGAUAAUUGCAUGGUUUCCUAUUCAUGUUUUAACAUUGCCUUUUCCAUUGUUUGUACGCCUCUGAUUAGCGAGAGAAAGCUAGUCAGAAGACAAAUUGAAAGCUUGCAAUUUGCUGGCUGGAGAGCUAACAGAUGAUUGCAAAGCUUUCAGCACUUUAAUUUAAUUUUGCAAAGCACUAGAUGCCUUGAUAGCACUAUAAAAAUAAUAAAAGAUAAUCAUUGGGAGUAAUAAAUUACUGCGUCUGCCAUUCAGAAGAAAUGCGAGAAUUUCUGAGAGUCUCAGAUGGCAGGAAGCGGGGGGGGGGGGGGGGGAGGGACCCAGAGUGGUUAUUUACAACCCAGUUUAGUAAAAUCCCAAGAAUGCCCAUCAAAUCUCUCUACAGACAUGCCUCCACCCCCCAGUCUCAGUUAGACACCAUAAAUUCUAGUCACACUGCUCUGACUUAACUCACAAUCUCUAUAAUUGUCUAUUUGUUUGCUGUGCACAUUUGAAAGGAAGCAGAGGGGUGUGUAUAGCUCAGCUAUGUUCUAUCUGUGCUGGCAUAUGCUGACAUCCAUCACAGGCAGCAAAUACACUUGGGCUGCACUGGUUAUGAAUCUGUUUUAUUAAGACAGCUGGUUAUUUAUGGGCUUUAAAUUUAACCAGCAACGUGCAGCGGAGGUAGGUCCAUGUGCUUUACCCAAGCUCGCUUUUUGCAGAAAGGAAAAAGAAAGGACCUAUAUUUCAGGUAGGCUUUAAGCAAGCGGGUAGCGCUGUGGGUUAAACCACAGAGCCUAGGACUUGCCGAUCAGAAGGUCGUGGUUCGAAUCCCCGUGACAGGGUGAGCUCCCAUUGCUCGGUCCCUGCUCCUGCCAACCUAGCAGUUCGAAAGCACAUCAAAGUGCAAGUAGAUAAAUAGGUACUGCUUCGGCGGGAAGGUAAACGGCGUUUCCAUACGCUGCUCUGGUUCGCCAGAAGCGGCUUAGUCAGGCAGGCCACAUGACGAGCUGUACGCCGGCUCCCUCGGCCGAUAAAGCGAGAUAUGCACCGCAACCCCAGAGUCGGUCACAACUGGACCUAAUGGUCAGGGGUCCCUUUAGCUAUACUUUUAUGCUGAAAUGUGAUGGCAAACCAAACCACUAACAGUACAGUGGUACCUCUGGUUAUGAACGCUUCAGGUUACGAGCUCCGCUAACCUGGAAGUAGCUGCUCCUGGUUGCGAACAUUGCCCCAGGAUGCGAUCGGAAAUCACACGCUGGAGGUGUGCGCGCAGCGGGAGGCCUCAUUAGCGAAAGCGCGCUUCAGGAUAAGAACGGUUUCAGCUUAAGAAUGUACCUCCAGAAUGAAUUAAGUUCGUAACCAGAGGUACCACUGUAUAUUGUAAACAUGAUCUAACAGUAACUUAACCAAGGUCCAUCAAUAUGCAUUUUAAUAGCAAAGCAAGCCACUUAACAGGAAAGAAGAGUGUCUUUUAAGAAGGCAAUACUCCUUCUCAUAAAGUGAAGGUAAAGGGACCCCUGACCAUUAGGUCCAGUUGUGACCGACUCUGGGGUUGUGGUGUUCAUCUCGCUUUAUUGGUCGAGGGAGCCGGCAUACAGGUCAUGUGGCCAGCAUGACUAAGCCGCUUCUGGCAACCAAAGCAGCGCAUAGAAACGCCGUUUACCUUCCCGCCGGAGCAGUACCUUUUUAUCUACUUGCACUUUGAAAUGCUUUCGAACUGCUAGGUUGGCAGGAGCAGGGACCGAGCAACAGGAGCUCACCCCAUUGCGGGGAUUCGAACCACCGACCUUCUGAUCGGCAAGCCCUAGGCUCUGUGGUUUAACCCACAGCACCACCCGUGUCCCACUCCUUCUCAGAGAGAACCUUAAUUAAGAAACAAUGCCGUUUGUCAUCUUGAAAUUGCUAGGACAUCCCUAUUUUCAUCAGAGAAAUAUUGGGAUGUGCCUAUUUUCAUCAGACAAACAUUGGAGGGUUUGCUACUACAGUAUUACUACCGGUAGUAAUACAGCAUGGCCCUAUUUUCACUUAGCAAAUGUUCCUUUGAUAUCAACCCCUUCAAUAAUGUAUUAAUCAAUACUCAGUUCUAUUGACUAUUUGUGAACUUUUCUGUUAUUGGGGGUUGGGGGAAUGGGUGACUACAGCACUGGCCGUUUGUUCCUUUCCAAGGAAGCAAUUUUCCAAAUCUCAACUCAAAAGUAAAUAUUUUGGAUGUUCAUUUCCCCUCCCCUCAAAAACUUAGGAAACAAGUGAAGUGGAGUUGGAUACAACCCAAUUGAUCUUAACAUGGGAUCCAGCCUCCCCUUUCCAAUUAGAAGUGAGCUGGUAAAAUUUCAGGAUGCUUGUGGUGGGCUGUUUAUUGGCACAAUACUGAGUUGCUGAAUAACUGAGUUGUUGAACAGCAGAAUUAUCCCAUCACUUUUCUAACUGCAAAAGUGAUGGGAAAUUGCCCUGGAAAGUGUGGAAUAAUAACCACUAGCUGGCAAUGCAAACUUCCAUGUGAACAUUAUCAAAAUGAUUGCUCAAUAAACAGGUGAUGUUGUAUAUCCUCAGUGUACAUUUUGUGCAUACAUAUCAAUAUGAAUACUCAAUGAACAGCCGGUCUGGAAGCUCCUUUCAGCAAAUCAAAAUAUGCUCUUUCCAAAUGACGCUCUUUCUUUCUCCUAUUUUCCAGUGGCAAUAGCAAUUUGCAUUCCAACAAAUAAAGAGCUCAAUAGAUACAACCCAGGCUUUUCUGUCAUCAGCCUAGAUGCUGUGUAGAAGCUUUAAUAGGAUGAGCCCCAGCAACAGGAAACCAAGGUGCAGUUUUAGUUCUGUAUUCUGACCAGCUUUUAUUUCAUUAACAUGGAUGUGUUUUUGUUUUAAAGAUUUUGCAACUCGUCCCGAGAUCCGCAGAUAAUAGGCAAGCUAAAAAUACCCUAAAAUAAAUGAAUAAAUAAAAUUUGCUCCCGGGGAAAUGAGAAAGGAGGUUUGCACAUAGCCAUGACUCAGAAAUCAUCAGCAGUCAAUUCUGAAAGAGUCCAUGGCUCUACAGCCAUAACCUGGGGAACUUUACACAAACAAUUCCGCCUGGGCCCCUUGUUUUUCAAACGGCAGCCCCCUCUGUCCAGCACAAGUUGAAAAAUAGAUUUUGGUGUGGCAAAUAAUGUAAGCAAGGUGCAUAGAAAGACCCGGUUAAAUAUGUGCAAACCCCUAGAGCUGUUAUAGCAUAGUGGCUACGAAUCACAGAACUGGAAGGAACCCUGAGGAUCAUCUGGUCCAAGCAGGGAUCGAACUUGCAGCCUUGGCAUUAUCAGCACCACGCUCUAACCAACUGAGCUAUCCGGAAGGUCACAGACUAAGCAACACGUCAGGAAGCCUUCCAGUCUCAUCUCUGCUGUGAACUCACUAUGUGGCCACUUUUUCUCAGCUUCAGCUUCUGCAUCUACAAUAUGGGCGAUGCACACUUACCUUACAUGGUUGUUGUGAGAACUGCAGCUAGAAAAUGCAUGUAAAUCGCUUUGAUCACUUGAGAGCACUAUAACGAGAUUAAGCAUUAAGGAGUGCUUCAAGUUAUGAUCCAUGCAUGCCAAGGUGAUGCGCGAUUAGAAUUCCAUGCCUUGAAUGGGCUUUGGUAUUAAUUAAUUUUAUAAUGAAUGAUUUUAGAGUGUUGUUUGUGCUGUACAUUUGUACUGUUUUAUUGUUGUUAGCCGCCCUGAGCCCGGCUUUGGCUGGGGAGGGCGGGAUAUAAAUAAAUUUUAUUAUUAUUUAUUAUUAUUAUUAGCUGAGAUGGGAAACAGUGGACUUUUUACAAUGCUAAAACCACCUCCAGAGUCACCAGCUAUGUAGCUUUUUUGCGCCAUUUUCAAAUCAUGGCCAGCAUAUAUAUACAAACACACACACACCCUACCUAUCUACAGACAGAAGUUGUCUCAGUAUUGGUGACUGAUCUACAAGUGUCCUGCUCAUGUGGAUCUUUCUCUGAGACCCAGCUUGCCAAUUUCCAUGCAUACACCAAGGCCCUGUACAACUACGAACCACAGUCCUGUGCGCUAACUAAAUUGGCAAUAAAACAAGUGACAAGGUACCAGCCCAGUAUAAAAGGAUUUGCACAACUGGUUCAGAUCACUGCAGAGAUCGUACUCUGUCUGCCUUUCAUCCUCUGACAACUCGCUGCACAAAAUAGGAUCAGUAUAGGCUUGUGGUGAUCCAGCUCUGUGAUUCGUUUAGCCAUGUAAACUUGGAUAAUAUUCCUAGUGGCAACAAAGAACAACAGUGUAUGGAAAGUUUUCAUCCAUUAAGAAAUAUAUUCCCUAUCGGGGGCAUAACACAACAAGCAUUUUUUUAAGAAGAAGAUAGUAUUCCCAAGUGCAGUGAGUCACACUGAAAGUGUCUUCAUAACAAAAGCAGGUUUAUUCUACGACUAUUUUUCUAAACCAAUCAGUCAGGCAUUCAGGAUUGUUCUGCUCAUUUUGCCAGAACAAAUGCAAAUGCAUAAUAAGCCUGUUAAUGCUCAUGAUGGAGCAAUGUUUGCCUGCCCUAGUCUUAAACUGUAGGCUUCACUCUUUAACUUCAGAAUGUGGGAACCUGGCCCUGAUACAUUGCAGCUUCCAGUGAACUAUAAUAUUAUUGACUGGUAAGAUUAAGAGAUUGCAUGCUAAUGUAAGUAAAAGGUAAAGGGACCCCUGACCAUUAGGUCUAGUCGUGGACGACUCUGGGGUUGAAUGCUCAUCUCGCUUUAUAGGCCGAGGGAGCCAGCAUACAGCUUCCAGGUCAUGUGGCCAGCAUGACUAAGCCGCUUCUGGCGAACCAGAGCAGCGCACGGAAAUCCCAUUUACCUUCCCGUUGCAGUGGUACCUAUUCAUCUACAUGCACUGGCGUGCUUUCAAACUGCUAGGUUGGCAGCAGCUGGGACCGAUCAAUGGGAGCAGGGAUUUGAACUGCCGACCUUCUGAUCGGCAAGCCCUAGGCUCUGUGGUUUAGACCACAGCGCCACCCGCGUCCCGGUAAUGUAAGUACGUGCUCUAAUUCGAACUGUGUAGAAUAAUACUUAUUUCCCCUUGGUCCAACGAUCAGUAAACUUAGAAUCAUAGAGUUGGAAGAGACCCCAAGAAUCAUCUAUUCCAAACCCCUGCCCUGCAGAAAUCUCAACUAAACUUGGUAAACAAGUAAACAAGCAUGUAAUUUAAUAUUAAAAUAGAGGAGAGUAAAUACUAUUGAGGGACGCGGGUGGCGCUGUGGGUUAAACCACAGAGCCUAGGACUUGCUGAUCAGAAGGUCGGCAGUUCAAAUCCCCGUGAUGGGGUGAGCUCCCGUUGCUCGGUCCCUGCUCCUGCCAACCUAGCAGUUCAAAAGCACAUCAAAGUGCAAGUAGAUAAAUAGGUACCGCUCUGGUGGGAAGGUAAACGGCGUUUUCCGUGCACUGCUCUGGUUCACCAGAAGCGGCUUAGUCAUGCUGGCCACAUGACCUGGAAGCUGUACGCCGGCUCCCUCGGCCAAUAAAGCGAGAUGAGCGCCAAAACCCCAGAGUCGGCCACGACUGGACCUAAUGGUCAGGGGUCCCUUUAAGUACUAUUGAACCCAAUGGGGCUUAAAUCUGAGUAGAUAUGUAUAGGAUUGCACUGAGUAGAUACAUGUAGGAUUGCACUUAGGUUGGUUUCUCCAACAACACACAUACCAAUAAAAAUCUAAUUAUGAUCCUAAUUUUGGGACAGUCUCUGUUCCUGAGACUGUAGAGGAUGCCUUUGGGGUUUUGAAAUGCUAGUGAAGAUAAUAUGUCAUGAUGCUUUGCUUAGUCUGAUAACUAAAUGCUAUUCAUCAUAAUCAUCAUCAAUUUAUUAUGGCCAACAGGACCAGAAAUAAAAUACUUUUUCAACUAAGCCCUCUUAAGCAAAGGAAAUGGAUUUCUGAUUUGUGCCGUUAAAUCCACAAUAUGAUUUUUAUUUUAUUUUUUUGCACUUAGGUAUAUUGAUUUGUUUGCAAUCCAUCUUCCUAAAAACACAGGAGAUUAACCAUACAAUAGGCAACUGAAUUUCACUUCCUUUGUGUAUGAAUUGGCUUUCAAAAUGGCUAUGCUAUUUUAGUAAGCUAAGCAAAGCGUUGCAAAAGUAAUGUCAUGAUAAUCAGUCAUGAUUUCUACAGGCACGAGCUGAAAUCCAAAUGGCUGUUUUCAGUGCUGUCCUAGGCAUGUCUACUCACCGAGUCCCAUGGAACUUACUCCCAAGAAAAGCAACAGAGGAUCACAGCCUUAAGCUCACACAAGGUCCUUUGCUCAAAUGCAGUGGAAUUUCACAAGCAGCACUCGCACCCGCUGCCAUGCCAUACUACAAGCUACUUUUGAAACUCCACUCCGUUUCAGAAGCAGCAGGUUGUACAAGACAGACAUACUGUUCUUAGGGGACAGAGGGCGGGCUGGUGUGGAGGACUCCCUGGUCCUGAACGGGGUAACUGUGCCCCUGAAGGACCAGGUAUGCAGCCUGGGAGUCAUUUUGGACUCACAACUGUCCAUGGAGGCGCAGGUCAAUUCUGUGUCCAGGGCAGCUGUUUACCACCUCCAUCUGGUACCCAGGCUGUCUUGCCAGAGUGGUGCAUGCUCUAGUUAUCUCCCACUUGGACUACUGCAAUGCGCUCUACGUGGGGCUACCUUUGAAGGUGACUCGGAAACUGCAAUUAAUCCAGAAUGCGGCAGCUAGGCUGGUGACUGGGAGUGGCCGCCGAGACCACAUAACACCGGUCCUGAGAGACCUGCAUUGGCUCCCAGUACAUUUCCGAGCACAAUUCAAAGUGUUGGUGCUGACCUUUAAAGCCCAAACGGCCUUGGUCCUGUAUACCUGAAGUAGCGUCUCCACCUCCAUCAUUCAGCCUGGACACGAAGGUCAAGUGCCGAGGGCCUUCUGGCAGUUCCCUCCCUGUGAGAAGUGAGGUUACAGGGAACCAGGCAGAGGAUCUUCUCAGUAGUGGUGCCUGCCCUGUGGAACGCCCUCCCAACAGAUGUCAAGGCAAUAAGCAACUAUCUUACUUUUAAAAGACAUCUGAAGGCAGCCCUGUUUAGGGAAGUUUUUUAAUAUUCAAUGCUUUAUUGUGUUUUUAAUAUUCGGUUGGAAGCCACCCAGAGUGGCCGGGGAAACCCAGCCAGAUGGGCGGGGUAUAAAUAGAUGAUGAUGAUGGUGGUGGUGGUGGUGCACAGGGAAAUAAAUGCAGCCUAAGAAAAAACAAUAGCAUCCUUAUUGUUUGACAGAACUAGGAGAAUAGGAAGCCAGAACAUUAAUCCAUCUAGCUCAGUUGGAUCCUGGCCAUUUUACACACAUAACACCCCCAAAUCAAAUAUUUUCACUUGUCUACAGCCACAGUCUCAUCGUAUUUUACCUUCGUGUGUGAAGAACUGGUCUGCUUCUUACCACCGCAAAAUCAGUGUCGUUUCCCUUCUUGUAAUUGGAAAAGACGAUCAAGAAGGGCAACUGUCUAAACCGAAGCAGAAUGCUUUGUGUUAAGAAAUUAAAACCACACGUCUGUUUUGCAAACAGUACUGCUUAUUCAGUUACCAUAAAUCAACCGAAGUACAGAAGAUUAAACGUUGUGCUAAAGAACUGCAUUGUCUCUAAACCAUAAUUAUUGUACCCACACGAGCAGUAAUGCACAUGGUAGAGUACCAUCUUGCACUGAAUAAUUUCCAUGUUAUUCCAUAUUAGCAAUUAAUUACAGUGCUUAAAAUGCCAUUGCUCCAUAAGCUAGCUGAAAGAGUAUUUCUGAUGUAAGACACCCAAGAGGAUCUUUCCAAUCACUUGGAGUUGCCUGAAACAGAUGUUGCGCUCUCCUCCUCAUAACUUUGUUCUUGUCACACAACAACCACUGUUCCCCUAGUCUGACUCAUGGGUGCCCAGAACCCAAAACUGGCACAAUACUGUCCCAUGGUGGAGGAGCACCAGUGUAUUCAUGAGGGAUGAUAUAACGGUAAAGGACCCCUGGAUGGGGUUGUGGCGCUCAUCUCGUUAUGAGGCUGAGGGAGCUGGCGUUUGUCCACAGACAGCUUUCUGGGUCAUGUGGCCAGCAUGACUAAACCGCUUCUGGUGCAACGGAACACCGUGACGGAAACCAGAGCGCACAGAAACGCUGUUUACCUUCCCAUUGCAGGGGUACCUAUUUAUAUAUUUGUACUGGCGUGCUUUCAAACUGCUAGGUUGUCAGGAGCUGGGACAGAGCAAUGGGAGCUCACCCUGUUGUGGGGAUUCGAACCACCGGCCUUCUGAUCAGCAAGCCCAAGAGGCUCAGUGGUUUAGACCACAGCGCCACCCACAUCCCAGGAGGAAUGAUGUACCAAUAGUUCUCAGGAAAGCCUGGCACCCAAAGGCUCUGCAGGGUGAUUAUAGCAUGUUAAGCCAUCAUGUAGAAAAGUGAGGGAGGCGGGGAGAAAAAUAUCCAUCCAAACAUGCCUUUUGGUGCAGUUAGGUAAAGGUAAAGGGACCCCUGACCAUUAGGUCCAGUCGUGGCUGACUCUGGGGUUGCGGCGCUCAUCUCGCUUUAUUGGCCGAGGGAGCCGGUGUACAGCUUCUGGGUCAUGUGGCCAGCAUGACUAAGCCGCUUCUGGCGAACCAGAGCAGCACACAGAAAUGCCGUUUACCUUCCCACUGGAGCGGUACCUAUUUAUGUACUUGCACUUUGAUGUGCUUUCGAACUGCUAGGUUGGCAGGAGCAGGGACCGAUCAACGGGAGCUCACCUCGUCACGGGGAUUCGAACCGCCAACCUUCUGAUUGGCAAGUCCUAGGCUCUGUGAUUUAACCCACAGCGCCACCCACGUCCCUCUUUGAUGCAGUUAGGGGCCACAAAAUUUAGAGCUGCCUAGCCUACAAGUAGGAAUGGAAGAAGCAGUCAGUUUCAGAUCUCUCAGUUUCUGAUUGUUCAAAUCUUAAACUCUCCACAUUUCUGCAGCAAUUUGCAUUAAAAUGGAAUCUCAUUAAAAUUCAUAAGCAUCUGUCCUAAUACACACAUUUUUGCAUGCAAUUCUGACUAAUGUACACCUUUUCUUGCAAUUUCCCCAUAUAUUAUACAGUUUUGUAUGUUAUUUUCACUAUUAUAUCAAUUUUUAUGCACCCCCCCCAAAUAUUCUGUAAACAUUGUUUGUAUCUGAACUGUAUCACAAAAUUUGGUUAAGUUUCAAAGGCUGGCUGUGUUUCAGUUCUCAUGUGGUUUCAGAAAGAGCAAAUUUGAUAAUUACCUUUAAAUGCAAACUGAGUUGAAUUUCCCACCCACCUCCAUCCUUACCUGCAAGCAAGAAAUCCUGGACAAUAAUCCAAAGGACACCUGUUUGCGGCAAGCUUCAUGCAUUAUUGUAGUGGAAUUAAAAGACAGAAAACAUGGUAAUGCCACCUGUAGUCAUUUUCUAUGUAAUGAAGGUAUUACAGAGAACCUGCCUUAUUUGUUGCAGCUGUGUGCAAACAAGUCAUUGGCCUAUUAACAAACAAAAUUACUUAUUUAAAAAGUGAUAGAGCUGUUGUUGAAAAGCUUUCCUCCUUUGCCUCCCUGGUAGCAAGCAUGCACUGCAAAUGUUUAGCUGUCCGUGCAGCGGAUUUUUAUUAUAAGGGAAUAAUUCGUUUCUGAAUUUAAUUAGAUGCGGAAGUUUUAUCUCGUUUGUUAUGGCCCAAGGACUGAACAAAUAAAACUGCUACUACGUUUUAAGAAGCGCAGCAUGGCAGAACACACACUCCACAAAUCAUGGGAACACAGGAACUUCCCAUCCCUGUUCUUCUUGCAAUUUAGGCACAGAAUGAACCACUUCUCAUUGCGUGACCACAGUGUAACCCUGCCUGCUCCACAGCAAAAUUCCCUAGGCAGGUAUACUACAUGGUCUCUGGCAUGCAUUCCACAAAUUAGGACAUAUACCAGUAAGAGCACAUACUAUAAAUAUUUAAAAAUAAUUAAAUAAUGAAAAGAAUGCACAACACGCACGCUCAGAAGACCAUGCUACAACAACCAGUUAGUUGCUAACUGAAAAAAGUUUUUGCCUGCUGGCGAAACGAAAGCAGAUAGUGGGGGGCAGCCCAGUUUCCCGUGGAAGGGUGGAAGCAGUUUGGGAGCAGCCACCAAGAAGGCCCUGCCUCACAUCCUCACCAAACAUGCCUGCGAAUGUGGCAUGAUCAAGAGAAAGGCCUCUGCAGAAGAUCUCCGAGGCCAGGCAGGCUCAUACUGUAUAAGGAGAUGUGUUUCUUCAGAACGUUCCACUACAAUUUAUCGGUGUUAAGACUCUGCCUUCCUCUUCAGCCCUAUCUUUGUCAGAGGGGAAAGUGCUUAGAAGUUGGAUUAGUUCUUGCAGGUUUAUGAGGAUUUGGUUUUGGGGCUCACUAGCUUGGGGAGGAGGCGUGUGAUUCCUCAGGCUCAGGACAGGUGGGGGUCACAUGCCUCGUCAAAACCAGAAGGUAUAACAGGCCUGCACGUCCUGGCCAGGCCUACACAUCCUGCGUCCUGACUAGGUCUCUGCAUCUUGGCCAAGCCUCUGCAUCUUGGCCAAGCCCCUGCGUCCUGGCCCAGAUGACUGUGUUCUAGCCAGGAUGCAGGACUUGAAGAUGGACUAAAAACAGGGACAAUCGGACCAGAAAUUAUUAAAAGAAUGGGAAUGCGCUAAAGAGUAUAUGAAAAAACAUUGUUCUGGAGUAAGCAUAUCGGUAUGUAAUGAAUGAUGCUUUGCAGGGUUAAAGAAAAAGAAAAAUGAUGUAAAAAGUAUAAAGACAGAGGUAAUCUACAUUAGACACAACAAUUUAGAAAGAGUAAAACUUUUGAGGUCUUAGAACAAAGGAAGGAAGUCAAUAUAUGUAUAUGUAUGUAAUGACUAGAUUAGAAUGAAGAUAUGGUUUUAUUUGUAGGUGUGUGUUUUUUCUUUUUUUCGUUUUUUCUUUCUUGUUUGUAGAGUUUUAUUUUGGAUUCGAUGUUUAUAAUUUUUGUUGUAAUUUUGCAUUGAAAAAAAAAAAAGAAGGAUUAAAAACAGAAUGUAGCUCCAGAAGCGUGAGAACCGUUUCUUGUUGCAGAAGCAGAUUGUUACACCCAGUGCCAAAUUUAUGUAUAAGCUAAAUAAGCUAUAGCUUAGGGCCCCACUCUCUUGGGGGCCUCCAAAAAAAUUUAAAGGAAAAAAACCUGGAUGUACAUUUCCAAAAUAUAAGAUAAAAAAAAAAUAAAACCUACAUACAGCAACAGUGUUUUGUAGGCUCCUGUGAUGUAAGUAAUCAAAAUGUAAGUAAACAAAAAACAGCGACAAUUUGUUGUUGACGAAGGACAGCUGGACAUAAAAGGGGCCCCAUUACGUUCAGGGCCUCAUCAAAUCUAAAUCCGGCCCUGGUUACGCCAAGGUAUGAGAAACUGAAUUUCUCUCUUCUAUGCAGCCCUAAAAAGCACAGGGCCCCAGCCUCUUUCUGCCACUUUAUACAUUUCCAUCUUCUCUAGAGCAGGAAGAAAAGAAAGCAAUAAAUGAAGACCCACCAGCGGUAAAAGCCCAAAACUUUCAUUACAGGUUACAGGGAACCAGACAGAGGGCCUUCUCGGUAGUGGCGCCCACCCUGUGGAACGCCCUCCCUUCAGAUGUGAAGGAAAUAAGCAGCUAUCCUAUCUUUAAAAGGCAUCUGAAGGCAGCCCUGUAUUGGGAUGUUUUUAAUAUUUAAUGCUGUAUUGUUUUUAACACUCGAUUGGGAGCUGCCCAGAGUGGCUGGGGAAACUCAGCCAGAUGGGCGGGGUAUAAAUAAUAUAUUAUUAUUAUUAUUAUUAUACAAAAAGCAGCUCCCGUGUUCAAAGGCCUAGUUCUUGGCCUUUCCUAAAAGCUUUGCCAACUCCUUUAACUGAUUGUGGGUUCUAUCCAAUUACAAUGGUACCUCGGGUUAAGUACUUAAUUCAUUCCGGAGGUCCGUACUUAACCUGAAACUGUUCUUAACCUGAAGCACCACUUUAGCUAAUGGGGCCUCCCGCUGCUGCCGCACCGCCGGAGCACGAUUUCUGUUCUCAUCCUGAAGCAAAGUUCUUAACCUGAAGCACGAUUUCUGGGUUAGCGGAGUCUGUAACCUGAAGCGUAUGUAACCUGAGGUACCACUGUAAGUCACUUCUGCUCACACAUUAGAACUUUCUCUCCACACACACACACCCCAAAUUUGCUCAGGGGUUUCCUGCAACCCUCUGGGGCCAGUUGAGGGCAGUGUAGGGGGCACAUACAGGCCGAACAACAACUUCAUUAGAUCCAAUCUAUUAUGUCUGUUAAAAUUGUAAUCACAGUUUCGUAAGUUCGUACUUGCCCACAGACUUCCCCAAAAGGCCUUAAACGAGUUAGUGUGUACUUAGCUGUGUCAUCUGUAAAACAGGACCCUGGAGGACUGUUUCAAAGAUGAAGGACAGCAGGCCUGCAAAAUAUUAUUAAAAUCUUUAUACUUUGUACCAUGGCCUCUCAAGCAAUAGAUCAUAAGGUUACCUUUACAAUACUAUUAAAUAUUUGUCACUUCCCUAAGAUCUAGAGGUGGUGCUGCCCAGAUUUGGAUUGCUUUGGAAGGAGAGAUCUCUUGAGGAUUAUGGCAUUUUGUAACAUAUAGGGAAAUGUUUAAGGUUUUGUUAUGUUUUUGUAUAUGUUGGAAGCCGUCCAGAGUGACUGGGGCAAUCCAAUCUGAUGGGUGGGGGUACAAAUAAUAAUAAUAAUAAUAAUAAUAAUAAUAAUAAUAAUAGUUGUUGUUGUUUUGUUGUUGUUGUUGUUUACUUACAUACAUACCAGUAGAGGAUAACUGGAGGCAAGUGGCAUAAGGACUUCUAGCUGAUAGGAGACCUGCUUCCCCCCAGCAGAUCCCUAGAAAGAUACAGGCUUUUUCUAAAACAGGGGUAGGCAACCUAAGGCCUGGGGGCCGGAUGCGGCCCAAUUGCCUUCUCAAUCCGGCCAGCAGACAGUCUGGGAAUCAGUGUGUUUUUACAUGAAUAGAAAGUGUCCUUUUAUUUAAAAUGCAUCUCUGGGUUAUUUGUGGGGCAUAGGAAUUCGUUCAUAUAUUUUUUUCAAAAUAUAGUCUGGCCCACCACAUGGUCUGAGGGACGGUGGACCAACCUACAGCUGAAAAAGGUUGCUGACCCCUGUUCUAAAAGCUCUCCCCCUUUCAAGAUUCUGCCGUUCCUUCUCCACAGAGAUAUUAAACUCCCAAGGCAGGGAAGGAUGAGUAAUCUUCCACAAACAGUUCUCACAUUCCAGGGCGAUCUUUCAACCCUUAGCUUCUGCUGAGGAAAUACCAACCACUCAUUCAUCCCAAACCUUUGACUGAAAUUUUCCAAACAAAGAUAUGGCUGGCACGGUUUGGCCAACAUUCGUAACUAUACUUCCUGUUAUAUUAGCACCAGCCAACUGUUGCUUGUGAUCUUGCACAAAAGGAGCAAAAAAUUCAGAAUAGGUAACAUAGUUUUGCUAUACUUGGCACCUAUAAAGCCUCAAAUUAAAUUCUUGAUGUCUAUGAUAUCAUGUAGAGAAGGUCUAGGAAAUAUCUUUGCCUGACAUCUUAGAGCAGUGGUCCUGUUAGUUAGGGAUGAGGAUGAGAAUUGUAGUCCAAAAAUAGCUGGAGACCCAAGUUUGGGAAACACUGUCUUAGAGCACGGGUAGCCAAACUGGUGCCCUCCAGGUGCUGCUGGACUACAACUCCCAUCAUCCCUCACCAUUAGCCAUGUUGGCUGAGGCUGAUGGGACUUGGAGUCCAAAAAAUCUUGAUGGGCAUCAUGCUGCAUAAAACCUGUGAUAGAGAGCUGCUACAAGUCGGAGUAGGUGGGGAAGUACUUAAUGAAAUAGCAUGCCUCAUUAAAAGGCCCUUUCCAAGAAGAAGAAAGAGAAAAUAAAGGAAGCUGCCACUGUAUACAUACUUACCUUGAAGUAAGUUACUUAUGAGAAAAUGUAAUAUGAUUGCACAUUGUGUUAUUUAAAUCCCUUGACUGCUUCAGCAGACCUCCAAGUGACCCUCCAGAGACAGUCCCAGAUUUACAGAAGCCAUCCCAGUUUCUGAUUUGAUCCCAGAAUGUCCCACUUUUCCUCAAGACGUCCCUAUUUUCACUAGAGAAAUAUUGGAGGGUAUGCGACCCCAAAGCCAAGGAGAUAAGUAACUAUACAACCUUUAGAAGACAUCUGAGGGCAGCCCUCUAUAGGGAAGUUUUUAAUGUUUAAUAUUUUAUUAUGUUUUUAUAUAUGUUGGAAGCCACCCAGAGUGGCUGUAGCAACCUAGUCAGAUGGGUGGCGUACAAAUAAUAAAAUUAUUGUGGUGGUGGUGAUGAUGGAACAGGACGUCCUAUUUUCAUCGAAGAAAUGUUGGAGAGUAUGAUUCAGCAUUCAAGGGGGGGGGGGAAUGUGCCUUUAUCCAUUUGCCUUUUCUUUUGUUUCCCUCCAGAACGCAACUGUUCCUAUUUCACACACUUUGUCUCAGGAGAGAGCACAGAGAUUUUUGAAGUGUCAACACAAAGAGGUAAGGAAAAACCGGUAAGGCGGCCAUCUUGUUCUCACUACAAUAUGCCUCACACAAUAAAUGUCCAAUUCAGGAGGCAUGGAAUGUGACUCCUCCUAAAUACGGAAAGACAAAAUGGGCUGCAAUGGGAGGCUUUCCAGGGAUACGAUUGGAGAACACAGUUCUGUGGAGUUAGUUGAAAAUUCAUAUGGUGUAGCUACAUAAAGGUUUAAGCUGCAAUCUUAUGCAUCCUUACGUGGCAGCAAGCCCUAUCGACUCCAUGUGGCUUCCUCUUGAGUCGACAUGCGGAGGAUUGUGCUGCUAACUGGACUUUCUAGAGCUGGGGACGGGGUUCAUAGUCACAAGUAAAAUUUUGUUCUUAAUAGUACUGGAAAGCCUUUCCCCCUCCUAUACCUGUGUUCUUACUACACAACAUACAGUAUUUUAACAUGUAUCUAUAGUGUUUAGCUAUCUUACUGCUGUUAUUUUGGAUUUUUAAGGUCUUUUCUUGCAAUAAAAUUAUUUUUAAAAAAUUAAAAAUGUUCCUCUUCUAUCAGCAGCCAAUAUAGCUCACUCAGUCUUGAGAAUGGGGAAGGGACCCUCCACAGUUUGUUCAUGGGGAUCAACCUGUUGACCUUCAUUAUCUUUUUCAGUAGUAAUAUGGCAUCAUUACUGCUAAAUUCAAGUACUUUUACUAUGGCUAUCUGAUAAAAACUGCCUUAACUAUACACAUGGGUAACUUUUAUUAUGUUUCAGAAUAACAAUAUUUUAGGGUGGUAUUCUUCUCUUUUUAUAUUUUAUUUUAUUUUAUCUUAUCUUAUCAGAUCUAUUAUAUCUUGUCAGAUUUCUUAUCUCUCACCAGAUCUCCUACCUCUUAUCAGAUCUGUGCUUCUUCCUCCACGCCAGCCCAACAUCUUAUUUCUUAAUUCUUCAAUACUAUAUAUGUUAGCAUGAGGCAAGCAAAAAAAUGUUUGCAAUUUUUAUACAAAUCACUGUUUUAAACCCCAUGAAAGCUUGUUGCUGCUGCUGCUGUUGAUAGUAAUAAUAAUCUUAAUAAUUACUAUAAAAAUACUAAUAAUAAUCUGAAGAGUUUCCUUCAACCUUUAUGCUUUAAAUCAUAAACAUUCUAUGCAUAAAAUCUGGAUUUCUGCACACAUUUAUUAGCUGUUUGCACACUAUUAGAGGCAUCCAUUUGAUCUCAAAAACAUGUCUAUCCCAUCAUUAUUCACUUCAGAGGAAAUCCUCAGAGUGCACUGCUAAAAAAGUUUUGUUUUUUUAAGUGCACAAACCAUCUCAAAUUCAUUUUUCAAAGAUGUUCAAAAGCAUUUUAAAUGUAUGUCAGCCUAUCCCAAGUGGAAUCAACCUGUAUCAGGGCCAAACUAGAUAUGAUGGCAGCAGUUUAAACUGGAGGGUUACGGAGGAGAAAUGUGCUCAGUUCACAUUUUAAUGCAAACCUACCUUAUUUGCCCACCCCAAGCCAACGCAUGAAACAAAACACAGUUGUCCUGUUGUCAGGCCUCGGGGAAACGGCUUCCUCCCUCCCUUUGGCCGUGGAUGAGAAGAACAAAGCAAAAAUAGUCUCCUCCAAGUUAAAGAGAUUUUAAUGUUCACAGCGAAAGAACAAGAAGUCCAUUCUUGGGGGAAAGGUGCUUCCAAUUAAAGUUUCCACCCACUUCACCGCGAGCCACUCCCGUCACUUUCUCAUCUGGCAAGCCUUAUCUGCUCUCCAUGACCUUGGACUGAUCGGUUGGACACCUUCCAGCGAAAGGGAGUCUGUUAAUUCUCUCUCCCCCUGUUCUUCUUCUCCUAGCUGUUUCCCACUCAGUUCUGCCCAGCUGUUGUCUUCCGAACUAUGCCCCUCUGCAAACCACUGCUCCAAAUCUAUACUGCUCCUGGGCAGCUUCAGGAUCCUGGUCAGAAGCAGGGGGAAGGCGAGGUCCCCACCAUUCCUCAUCAGAGUAGCUCCCCUCAGCCUGGUCUCUGACACCUGUGUAAUGUGCAUGUCUCAAAAUUUUGCAGUGCAGUUCUUCUAACCCCCCGCCCCCCGCUACUUGACAAAAAUACAUCUUAUAAUGUAUGUUAGGGGAAGGUAUUCACAAAAAUGCAUAUAUCUAGUGAAAACAAUGUACAAAAUGUGUUAUAUUGGGGAAACCUUGUUUGCAAAACUAUGUGCAUAUUUACAGGAUAACAGAUACAGUCAUACCUCGGGUUGAAGUUGCUUCAGGAUGAGCGCUUUCGGUUUGUGGUGACUUCCAGGUUUCGCCACUUGCGCAUGCGCAGACGCUCAAAAUGACAUCACGUGCAUGCACGGAAGCGGCAAAUCGCGACCCGUGCACGUGCAGACGCGGGUUGUGUUCACUUCAGGAUGCGAAUGGGGCUCCAGAACAGAUCCCGUUCACAUCCUGAGGUACCACUGUAUGUGCAAAAUAAAAAUGCAUAAGGGUUUUUGGGCAGACUCUUAUUAGGAAACUGAUGUGGGGCAAGCUGAACUUUUGGGGAAAUGAGUAACGGACAUGGACAAAUUUGCUUGGUGCUUAUUUAACACACAGGACUGCCCAGGUAAGGCUGCAAUUGCAAAAGUGGUCGCCAAGUGGGGAGGGCAGAAACCGCCCACUGUCAAAGGUCUGCCUCCCUCAGCUUCUUUGCCUCCUACAGCUCCUCUCCCGUGGUGCUUUUCUCCAAACUUAGGUGACUUCCAGUCCCGGAGUUCCUCUCAAGCCCUUGAGGAGAAAACUGGGGCUGUAAAGUGAGGCAGAUGGCUGGGUUCUGCACCUUUCACUGGGGUGCCAUUUUUGCUGUUAAAAUCAGACGCUGCCCUUUUCCCCCCUAUGUGAUAUGGGACAGAAAAACAUGAAGGAAAAUAUGUAAUCAGAAAACAACAGAUUUAAGUGAAACAUAUUUGCCAUUUUGCAAAAAUCAGUGUACUUAUAUUGGAGCCAAUUAGCAGGAAAAUAACCUUCAAGAUUUCUCCUAGAUUGAACAAACGGGGAGUGGGGCAUUGCAACACUUAAAAACAACAUAGAAGGCAAAUAUCAGCCACUGUAAUAUUAAUGCAUGGCUGUGCGUGUUAAAUAUUAAAUAUAUCUGCAAACUAAUGCAAUAUGUAAACAAACCUCUGAAUUAUUAAAUUAACAUAUCCAUCCUUUCCUUGCUCAGACAUUGGCUUGUUUGUUUGGCUUCAUAACAUACAACAUACUUAGCUUAGCUAUGCAGUGCAAGAGUGCUGACCUAAAGCCUUGGCUCAAAGAAAACAGAGCUGUAAGUGAGAUCGGAAGGAAAUGUCCCAAUCCUGAGCAAUAUGAGCUUCUCAAACUGCAGAUAACUCCAGUCCUGGUCGGACUGCACUGCCAAUAAGUUUCCAGGCUCAAUAGACCUAUACAACGUUGUUGUCGUUUAGUCGUUUAGUCUGACUCUUCGUGACCCCAUGGACCAGAGCACGCCAGGGACUCCUGUCUUCCACUGCCUCCCGCAGUUUGGUCAAACUCACGCUGGUAGCUUCCAGAACACUGUCCAACCAUCUGGUCCUCUGUCGUCCCCUUCUCCUUGUGCCCUUCAUCUUUCCCAACAUCAGGGUCUUUUCCAGGGAGUCUUCUCUUCUCAUGAGGUGGCCAAAGUAUUGGAGUCUCAGCUUCACGAUCUGUCCUUCCAGUGAGCACUCAGGGCUGAUUUCCUUCAGAAUGGAGAGGUUUGGUCUUCUUGCAGUCCAUGGGACUCUCAAGAGUCUCCUCCAGCACCAUAAUUCAAAAGCAUCAAUUCUUCGGCGAUCAGCCUUCUUUAUGGUCCAGCUCUCACUUCCAUACAUCACUACUGGGAAAACCAUGGCUUUAACUAUACGGACCUUUGUUGGCAAGGUGAUGUCUCUGCUUUUACAGUGGUACCUCGGGUUAAUAAUGUAAUUCAUUCUGGAGGUCCAUUCUUAUACAACCUUAAACGGCUCAAGAGGAGGGAGGCCAAGAGGCAGAGAUGAAUCCGGCUGGGAAAGCGGCAUGGGUGUCUCCCCCUACUGUUGUGACAAGCUCCCCUCCCCCGGUCUCCCAGAACCAGGAGAGGGAUAAAAAGGGCAGAGGAGAAGUUAGAUUCAUGCAGAUUUUGUCUCAGAUUGCUUUAGGAAAACCUGGAGAGAAGGGGACUUAGGCAGCUGUUAGGAGGCAGGGACCUUCAGUCUGAGCGACUGCCUCACUGGGGCAAGACCUCCCGGAGGUAAGUUGCUGUGCUCAUUAGGCCUGACACUCCUGUGCAGAUCCUAUUUUUGCUAAAAAGGAGUUAACUCCAACUUUCUUGGUGUGAUAUGCUGCUGGCUUGCUCUUGUCAGAUAGACAUGAAAUGUCAAAACAUAAACUAUCAAUUAAUGAAUGAAAUAAUAAAUGAGAUAACAACUGCACAUGGAAAGCCUUGGACUGUCAUAAGCCUUCACCACCACCACCACAUAUUCUUAAUGAUUUUUAUUUGCUUUAAAGGAAUUCUGCAGGACCAAUGCGGCUGGAAGAGUUGUCUGAAGAGAGUCAUCAUUUUUCCCCUCUGUUUUGUCUUGACAGAAUACAGCAUUUCUGCAGCUGCCAUUGCCAUCUUCAGCGUUGGCUUUUCCAUCAUCGGAACUAUUUGUGUCCUCUUAUCCUUCAGGAAAAAGAUGGAUUAUCUCCUAAGGCCAGCUGCUAUGUUUUACACCUUUUCAGGUAGAUCAUCACACAAGGGGGUAAAUGGAUGCAGAUUUCAUGGUGUGAAUCAAAUUCAGGGGAAGAAGGGGGAGCAGAAUGUUGAUAAAGAUUGAAAUAACGGAGGGGGGCAGAUUUGAGUGGCAUGCCAAAGAAGGAAACAAUUACUUUCACCUGGGAAAGAAACAUACUGAGCUAGUUCAUUGCUCUUAAUUUCCUCUUGGUGUAAGACAGAGACCACAUAUUGGGCUCCAUUUGUAAAUCUGCCUUGUCAUUGCAUGCUGGUUCUGCUAAGCGUACUCAAACUUCUCAGGAUAUGUUGUGAUUGUUUAUUCAAGCCUCUUGAAGUCCUUAGUUAUGUGCCUCUCACUUCCCUGAGCAGCUGAAAGUUACCAAAGUUUGCCUUCUUUCUUGGGAGGAGAGCUUGGUCUCGUCGUAAUAUUUCACUUAUUUGCAAAUAUAGAAGUGGAGCACAGGUAGAGACAAGCAGCUUAAGACAAGCAGCAAAUCCACUAAUCUUCAUCAGAUCCCCAGAGAGCCACUCCAGCAUCCCAAGAUACCUGCCAGCCUCCAGCUAGCUCUCUGUCACCAUCUCUCCUCUUGUCUUAAAUGAGAUGCUCUCUCUCUCUCUCUCUCACACACACACACACACACACACAUAUCUCUUAGCUCAGUGAUGGCCAAACUUGGCCCUCCAGCUGUUUCGAGACUACAACUCCCAUCAUCCCUAGCUAACAGGACCAGUGGUCAGGGAUGAUGUGAAUUGUAGUCUCAAAACAGCUGGAGGGCCAAGUUUGGCCAUCACUGUCCUAGCUGAUGGGCGGGGAACACCUUCCUCGGACUCUGAUGGGUCUCUCACACAAUCCUUUAAGGAAUUUUUUUUCCUGGCCUUCCUGAAGAAAGAAAGAAAAUUUUGCUGGCAAAGGCUGUGGCCAGGCCAGCCUUCACAGCUUUUGUUGUGUGCAUGCAUACACAUACACAUGUGGCCUGUGUGCAUGAGCACACCCAGACUCACAAAUGCACAGAACAUGGAGGAUAAGGCUGUUGAAGGCAACAAAUCAUAUUGGCUGUAUCCCACCGAUCAGAGGUAAAGGUAAAGGUAAAGGGACCCCUGACUAUUAGGUCCAGUCGUGACCGACUCUGGGGUUGCAGUGCUCAUCUCGCUUUAUUGGCCGAGGGAGCCAGCGUACAGCUCAUGUGGCCAGCAUGACUAAACCGCUUCUGGCGAACCAGAGCAACGCACGGAAACACCGUUUACCUUCCCACCAGAGCAGUUCCUAUUUAUCUACUUGCACUUUGAGAUGCUUUCGAACUGCUAGGUUGGCAGGAGCAGGGACCGAGCAACGGGAGCUCACCCCGUCACGGGGAUUUGAACUGCCGACCUUCUGAUCGGCAAGUCCUAGGCUCUGUGGUUUAACCCACAGCGCCACCCGCAUCCCGAUCAGAGGUAGCAUGCCUCAAAAUGCCAGGUGCUGGGGAACAACAGCGAGAUGAUGCUAUUGCCUUUAUGUCUUGCUUACGGGCUUCCCAUAGGCAUCUCUGUGACAAGCAAGUGGUGCUGGACUGGACAUUCUAUUCUAUAUUCCAGCAACGGUGGGCAAUCAGAAAGAAGACGUUGGAUUCAGCUAAGCCCAAAACCAAUUAAGAUCACGACAGCGAACCCUGUUUGUCAGCUGUUUACAGCUUUUCCUUUCUUCCCUCCCUCCAGGCUUGUGCAUUAUCAUAUCCGUGGAAGUCAUGAGGCAGUCUGUCAAAAGGAUGAUUGACAGCGAUUACACGGUCUGGAUAGAGUACCACUACUCGUGGUCCUUCGCCUGUGCCUGCGCCUCCUUUGUCCUGCUCUUCAUCUGUGGGAUUGCUCUGCUGCUCAUCUCCUUGCCACGCAUGCCCCAGAAUCCCUGGGAGACUUGUAUGGAUGCCGAGCCAGAGCAUUAAGCCACUCCGGGCUCGGAUUGCCACUUAAGUAACAUCCUAUCCCCCUGCUCUGAGCAUGCAUACAGAAAGGUCAGCUAUAUAUAUAGAUAUUAUAAGAGGCCUCCAGGAGACAGUGUAGGAUGACUGAAGAAUCUCUGGAGAACACUUGUUUGUGGAAUCGAAGGGGGAGGUUAAAUACAAAGCAUCGUUCAUUUAAAACAAAAAAUAAAAGUGUUAAGAUUACUGGCUCCGGAAUCGUGUACAAAUAAUUGUGCUCUGCGGCACUAUCAGUUUGUAAUAUGCCCAAUGUAGAUGAGGAACGGAUAGCAUUAAUCCACUUGAAUGGAAAUGUGCAUUUAAGAGAGCGCUUUUGUCCAUUUUUUUACCCCACCCAGCUUCCAUAAAAUAUGAGGGGGAAGCAAAAAAAUACAAGGCAUAUUCUUGCCUUCCUCUGUGAGUUAACCAUAUUCUCCAUCUCUAUCACUGGAUGAGGACUUGAUUGGCGAAUGACUGUAAAUAAUGUUACAACUAAUCUGUGGAAUGUACGACAUCAUUAAGCGCAUAACAAUAAAAAAAAAGAUUUUGGAUAAUGUCAGGGUGGAAGAGUCUUCCUAACCACAUUACAAGCACCUUGCUGUUUAAUGUCAGCUUUUGUGAUUUUAUUUGAGCUCAGUGAGACAUCUUGACUGGGGGAAAUGGUGAAAUCACGUUUAAAAUUGUAUUCUUAGGAUUGGAGGGCUGCAAGCGAUCUCCUCCAAAUCUAACUUUUUCUAACAAACUGACCCCAUAUACUCCACAUCAUGCAGUGUAACAAAGCAGAUCACCACGUUUCACCAAGGAAGAGGUGCCACUGAGAAGACAGAGAAUAAAUGUAGGAGGCACUGAAGAAAUGACUCUUUCAAAAAGAAAAAGAAACACACACUUUUAGGUUGAUGUUCCUUGAACAUCAUCAGAACAAAAUGUUCAGGGCAUUAUUCUUUAUUUAAGCUCUGAAAAUAUCUCAAGCCCUGCCUGCCCCCAUUUUCAAGGGACAUAGAACACAAACCCAGUUUUAGUUUUGACAUACAAAGUCCCAAACAAUUUAGGUGCAAGCUAUCUGAGGGAGAACUUUCCUCCAUACUGACUGUUAUGUACUGAGUUGAAUAGGAUCCAAACUGCAGCAGUCUGAUUGGUCCUAGAACAAUAGGAUCCAAAUUGCAGCAGUCUGAUUGGUCCUAGAACAAUAGGAUUCAGAAUGCAGCAGUCUGAUUGGUCCUAGAACAAUGCAGCGGUAUGAUUGGUUGGCAGGAACCACCCAAUCAUGCUCCAGAUAUAAGUGAAUCCACAACCUGAUUGGCUUACAGUAGAAUUCCAGAAUUAGCCAAUCAUGUGCAGCCCAUUGUGUAAAUAAUGUAUAUAAAGCAGAUACUUUGAGGGGACUUUCAUUCGUUCCUCCUCACCACUAUGAGCUGAAUAAAGAGCAUGAAAUCAC